AUGGAUUCUCCGGACUACAUAACAGUAUCUGAUUCAGCUUUGGAAAUUGAAAAUCAAAAUGAUAGCUCUUCCUCUGGUAGCAGCUUAUUUAAAACUCAAUGUGUUCCUUCCUCACCUAAACGGAGGCGAAGAAAUCCUAUUAGGAAAUGUGUUCAAUCACUUGAAAGUGUUCAAGCAAGAGAUUCAUCCAGUGACUCAUCUAUAGAACCAAGACCAUUGACUUUAAAAGCUAUUUUUGAAAGAUUCAAGAAAAAGAAACCAAAGAAACGUAAAAAGAGGAAAUACAAGCCAACAGGAAGACCAAAGGAAAGACCAAAAGGAAGGAAAAACAGUAGGUCACAAAUAAGUAAGAAACAGCUUAGAGUUAAAAGACCUCAGUUCCCAUUUGUAGAGUCAGAGAACGGAAGUAAACCGUUACCUUGGAGAAAAAUUUUAACAUUUGAGCAAGCAGUGGCAAGAGGAUUUUUCAACUACCUUGAGAAACUGAAGUAUGAAUACCACCUCAAGGAAUCCUUAAAUCAGAUGAAUGUUGGUGAAGAUUUAGAAAAAGAAGAUCUUGAUAGUCGUAGAUACAAAUACUUGGAUGAUGAUGGAUCGAUCUCUCCUAUUGAAGAAGAAGAGGAUGAGGUUGCUACAAAUCUUGAAUGUGAUGAUGAAUGUGAUAUCAAAUUGGUGGAGAAUAAUUAUUUCAUAAUAAGUUCUGAAUUUCCAAAGAAGAUGAAUGUAUAUUUAGAGCAAGAACAUACUGAAGAAGCUGCUUUGUCUAAAAAGAGUAUAAAGUCCAAAAAACAUUGGACAGAAGACAAAAUGACUUGA
Pipistrellus nathusii (Nathusius's pipistrelle) is the source of this 816-nucleotide messenger RNA. Lineage: Eukaryota; Metazoa; Chordata; Mammalia; Chiroptera; Vespertilionidae. The record is from the annotation of a GenBank genome assembly.